AUGGCAGGCGUAUUCUUGUGCCGCUGUGUUUCCUCAACGUUCCUGCUUUCUCGGUCUCGGUCCCGGUCUCUUGCGAAAUUACGUAUCCGAACUCUUGAUGAGAAGAUUGAAAGAUCCAUGGAAGGACUUUUCUUAGUCUUAGACGCCUUACUGAAGCUUGGUAGUAUGCGGACACGGCGCCGAGAGCUUGAUUUGGGUAAGAGAAAUCGUGAUGAUUACAAAACAUAUAAAAUUAGACAACAAUGGGGACAAUGA
This is a messenger RNA of Sclerotinia sclerotiorum 1980 UF-70, 255 nucleotides long. RefSeq lists its product with no specific name. The record is from RefSeq and is a predicted model, not a curated record. Bases 1 to 255 code for a protein of 84 amino acids. The transcript has 2 exons. Lineage: Eukaryota; Fungi; Ascomycota; Leotiomycetes; Helotiales; Sclerotiniaceae.